GCAGCUCCCGCCCCUGCACCCCAGCCUAAGGCCAGUUCUCAUUGCGGGGGGCUGCCUUCCAGGGCUGGCCAGGCAGCCGACUAGGAGCCUGGAACCAGGAUGUCGGCCAACAAAGGCUGGUGGGUACCACCCGAGGGGGACGACAGCGUGUCCACGAGGCUCCUGAGGAAGACCAGGGAGUCGCCGCUGGUGCCAGUGGGCUUAGGAGGCUGCCUGGUGGUGGCGGCAUACAGGAUUUACCGACUGAAGGCUCGGGGUCCCACCAAGAUGUCCAUCCACCUGAUCCACACGCGGGUGGCGGCACAUGCCUGCGCCGUGGGCGCUAUCAUGCUCGGGGCUGUGUACACCAUGUACAGAGAUUACAUCAAGAAGGCGGUGCAGGACACCGGGGAGAAGUAGCAACGCCCACCAGGCUGGCCUUGGCACUCCCAGACCC
Messenger RNA from Sorex fumeus (smoky shrew), 436 nucleotides. It is a transcript of the gene HIGD1B, whose product is annotated as HIG1 hypoxia inducible domain family member 1B. Gene Ontology annotation, cellular component: mitochondrion. Gene Ontology annotation, biological process: mitochondrial respirasome assembly. NCBI's taxonomy places the organism in Eukaryota, Metazoa, Chordata, Mammalia, Eulipotyphla, Soricidae. The transcript is spliced from 3 exons. The coding region runs from base 100 to 399 and encodes 99 amino acids. The record is from RefSeq and is a predicted model, not a curated record.